AUGCUUCGUAAUAAUCGGCGCUCAUCACUUGUUGGCUCACAACAUUCCAUUUCAUCCAGACGAUCGUCGUGUAAUUUAAAGGAUAUUGAACGAAUUCAAAUUGCCGAAGCACAGUUUCUUCAAUUGUUAUGGUCUGAAAGCGAUGUGCUGUAUCAAAUUUUUCCGUCACCGUUUUGUUCGGUAGCCUGGAAAAUCCUUACUUUUAUCACACUUCUGCAACUUAUCUUUUAUCUUAUUUUACCCAAAGACGUUGUUACAAUCGUCAACAGUAUGGGAGAACGAGAAUGGCGUCCGGUGAAUUCGUUUCAGUCAUGCCUUCUUGUAAUACUGUUGUUUAUCUUUGGUUCAGCUUUGGGCUUUUAUAAAGCUUCCAUCAUUUAUAUGAAUUGGACUCAGAUUUUAUCGUUGCUAAAUUUUAUAUCCAUGAUUAUAGUUUUAUUGCUGUAUAUACGACAACGAAGUGAUGAUGCUGAUACCUCUGAUAUUAUCAGCGGUUUGUUUUUUGGCACUGAUCUAACGCCAACAAUUUUUUCGGUUGAUCUCAAACACUUUAUCACCUAUAGAAUUGCUCGAACUUUAUGGCCAUUAUAUAUCAUCUCAUCCGUAUACUACAAUUAUUCAUUUUAUGGAGGAAUCAAUAAUAAUUUACUGUUCUGUGCAAUUUUGCAGCUUAUUUAUAUUGGUAAAACACAUUGGUAUGAGCAUUUGCAGUAUAGUCAAUUGGAUGCUCAGAAUAAGAAAGCGGGAUUUUUCUACAUAUGGGGAACUCUUGUACUUUAUCCCGCGUUCUAUGCGACACCGGUAACAAUGCUUGCACAAAGGAAAAUAGUAUUACCUUUGCCAAUCAAUAUAGCAGUGCUCUUCAUUGGUAUCAUCGCGGUGUAUAUUACGGUUGAUAGUGAUCGACAGCGUGUACAAUUCAGACUUGCCAAUGGAAAUAUGAAAGUUUGGGGUGAAGAUCCAUUUUUUAUUACCGCCAAAUAUCGGCGUAAGAAUGGUGAAAUUGCUGCAAAUUUACUUUUGGGAAGCGGCUGGUGGGGAUUGUGUCGACAUCCAAAUUAUUUCUGUGAAUGGCUCACAUUUGCUUGUUGGACAAUUUUACAAGGGACAAAUACAUUUUUCACUUGUCUUCCACUUUUAUUUCUAACAUGUUAUUUGUACUUACGAUUAAAACAGGAUGAACUAAGAUGCUUGGCAAAAUAUGGACCAUACUGGUUGCAGUAUCGAAAUCGAGUGAAAUGUUUGCUCAUCCCUUCGCUAUUUUAA
Molecule: messenger RNA, 1266 nt
Organism: Acanthocheilonema viteae
Lineage: Eukaryota; Metazoa; Nematoda; Chromadorea; Rhabditida; Onchocercidae
Source: the annotation of a GenBank genome assembly